AUGUCGAGACCUGCGAGACCGCAAUUAACAUUAUCGGCACCGAAUAAUUUACAUGUAUUAGAUAUGGGCCUUGACUUUCGAUCCUAUUUGUCACGCGUGGAUGAGAAUGGUGUCCCGAUUCUUGGAAAUGUUAUAACAUAUCCUCCUUCGAAAGUAGCUGAUGUGUUUAAACCAACUGUGGGCCUUUUAGUUACCGUGCUACAUCUUUUUGCUCAAAGUGUAACGUCUGCUUCAGCAUUUGCUUGGAUUAAGGCAUAUGAUACCCUACUAAAAGGUUUAAUAGAGCGUAAUGUAGGUGGAUCAGAUACCGUUAAAUAUGCUAAGGAGUCUCGGAAGGUACUUUCUGAGCAUCUUUUUAAUAUUUUAAACAAAAAUGACCGCACUUGCCUAACCGAGCUCAUUUCUCUUCUUGAUUGCCAAAGUCGGUUGAGAGGCCCUCAAUUACCUUCCCAGAGGAAAGUCCCGCGUGAACCUAAAGGUGCCUUUUGCAACUUGCAUUUAGCGGAUCAUAGAUGCUAUCAGGAUUUCGACUGUAAUCAGUUUCAUUUGCAAGAAGCGGGACCUGUUCGACACCGUUUGAACUUUUUUCAACGACUAGCGAAAAUAUUAAUUAAGGAGAAGCGCACGAAGGAGGAAAUUAUUAAAAGAAUAAAGGACUCUAUUUUUUUUGCACGUUAUGGAAAUAAAGUGACGGUUCGUUGUUAUAACACUUGGAUACCGUUUUUUAAAACUAUAUACACAGACGGUCGUCUUGAACAGGCUUUUCGUCUUCAGAAUUAUUCUUGUAACGACAAGUUUUGCACUAAUGAGCAUUGCAAAGGAAUCCACAUUCAAGAUUGCCGUAUUCAAAUUUUGAUGAAGCCAAUGGAUUUGCAUAAACCUCAUCAAAUUUCUGCUGAACUGGAUGAGGAGGCGGAACAAAUUUUGAAUACUGUGGAGAACUUUGAAGCACCAAUUGAGCCUGUGGACCCUUUGGCUACAUCAUCAAAUUAUGUUUUAUCGCCCACAGCGGAGCUGUGGCGCGAUACAGUUCGUGAUUAUGUUCGUGAGUCAGGAAUUUCUCAAAUUGAAGCCGAUGAAUCCCUCCUCCAGACGUUAAAAGACGUUAAAGCUGGUGGGACACCAAUAUCAGUAAUUUCUGAGCGUAUGACACCUCUUCUUGAUAGACUUGAGACGUACGCAUUUGACUCGAGCUUUUCUUCAUUGAGCAGCGAACAUCCUUCUUGA
Phytomonas sp. EM1 is the source of this 1227-nucleotide messenger RNA. The record is from the annotation of a GenBank genome assembly. NCBI's taxonomy places the organism in Eukaryota, Euglenozoa, Kinetoplastea, Trypanosomatida, Trypanosomatidae.